AUGGACAGAUUGGUGAAGCCUGAUGUGAAGGAAGUAGAAUUUUCAUUCGUGAAAGCAGAGAAUUGUAGUGCAACUUUCUGUCUCACCAAUUUGAUGCACACCAUGUCUGUUGCAGUUUGUUUAUCUACAUCAAAUCCUUCUGUUUUCUCGUUUUCGCAAGAUUUCUCUGUAAUUCCACCGCUUUCUUCUUCUUCCUACACCAUUUCUUGCAAGUCAUCGGAGAAACCUCCUCUCAGUACUCCGCCGGACAAAAUCUCCGUUCGAUCCGCCAUGCUUCCGAUCGGAAAAGCUCACACCGACGACCUACGCCGACUGUUCUCCAGCCCUGGCCGCCACGUUUUCAAGGAUGCUUCGUUGUUGAUCUCUUUUGUCGGUUUCGAUGUAGUUGAAUUCCUAAUUUCGAACCAUAAACGAAUUCCUGAUUUGAGAUUUCUUCUUAACAAAGCUAUUUCUGGUUGUACCAAGUCUCAGUUGACGGCGUUGAUGGAACCGGCUAUUUCGUCCGGGAAAUUAGGGUUAGUUUCGGCUUUAAUCGACGCUGGAGUAGACGUCAAUGUGAAGGAUUCUCUCAAACGGUCAAUGUUGUCGAUCGCUGUUAGGAUUGGGAACAUCGAUAUUGUCAAGCGAUUGAUUGAUUCGCAUUGCGAAAUUGAUUUCUCUGUCGAUUUGGUCCUACACAUAGCGGCAACGAUGAACCGUGUCGAUUUGAUAGAUCUACUCCACGAAAAUUUUCCUAAGAUACCAGUUAAUUCCGUCGAUUCCGACGGCCGUACUCCAAUCCACGUGGCGGCGGCUAACGGUCACGUCGAGGCAAUGCGUUACCUCACUACGAUCGGCGGAGAUCCCGAGGCGGUGGAUCGGAAGAAAUGGACUCCGCUACAUUUCGCGGCGGCGGAAGGACAUCUCGAAGCCGUGGAGUAUCUUCUAAACUGGUCGAAUGUGAAAUACGCGGUGAACUCCGACGGAAGAACGGCGUUCGCACUCGCGUCGGAGAACGGACACACAGAUCUAUUCGAUUCGUUGAGAUUAGACGAUGCAUUGCACAGAACGGCUAGAGCCGGCGACGUUCGAGGUCUGAGAAGUUGCGUAGCGGCGGGAGCGAAUGUGAAUGGAAAAGACCAGAACGGGUGGACGGCUCUGCACAGGGCAGCGUUCAAAGGCAGAAUUGAAUGCGUCAAGGCGCUGCUGGAGCACGGAGCAGAGACCGACGCCGUCGACAACGCCGGGUACACGCCGCUGCGGUGCGCCGUCGAGGCCGGACAGGAGGAGGUGGCUCGGCUACUGGUUGAGAGUGGAGCGAAACCGAAUUUGUUGAAAGGUUUGAGAAGGGAUUUGAAUGUGUGUGGUGGAGAGAUUUCAUCUCUGUGCUGUGGGAAAUGA
Benincasa hispida (wax gourd) is the source of this 1380-nucleotide messenger RNA. Its product is annotated as protein VAPYRIN-LIKE-like. The record is from RefSeq and is a predicted model, not a curated record. Gene Ontology annotation, cellular component: cytoplasm. Lineage: Eukaryota; Viridiplantae; Streptophyta; Magnoliopsida; Cucurbitales; Cucurbitaceae. Gene Ontology annotation, molecular function: protein binding.